Tupaia belangeri chinensis (Chinese tree shrew) is the source of this 1369-nucleotide messenger RNA. RefSeq names its product peptidylprolyl isomerase like 1 (gene PPIL1). The record is from RefSeq and is a predicted model, not a curated record. The coding region runs from base 230 to 730 and encodes 166 amino acids. The transcript has 4 exons. Lineage: Eukaryota; Metazoa; Chordata; Mammalia; Scandentia; Tupaiidae. Gene Ontology annotation, biological process: protein peptidyl-prolyl isomerization; protein folding. Gene Ontology annotation, cellular component: catalytic step 2 spliceosome. Gene Ontology annotation, molecular function: peptidyl-prolyl cis-trans isomerase activity.
CUUCUCCUGGGGCUUUCACUUUCCCCAUCCUUGGGCCCAGCCUCUUCUCCCCUUGCAUCUCCGUUCCCCUCCUUGGAAGAAAAGUCCCUCAUCUUGCUUGUCUCAGACCCGUAAAUCCUGGCGUCGAAAGGAUUGGACGAAGGGGACCGGAAGUGUGCGCGGCAGCGGCGGGUCCGCAGGGAACCGACGCCGGAAGUAGCGAUUUCUGGAGGAUUCCGCUGCUUUCGCGAUGGCGGCAAUUCCCCCGGACUCUUGGCAGCCGCCCAACGUUUACCUGGAGACCAGCAUGGGGAUCAUCGUGCUGGAGCUGUACUGGAAGCAUGCUCCAAAGACCUGUAAGAACUUCGCCGAGUUGGCUCGUCGGGGCUACUACAACGGCACCAAAUUCCACAGAAUCAUCAAGGACUUCAUGAUCCAGGGAGGUGACCCAACAGGGACAGGUCGAGGCGGUGCGUCUAUCUAUGGCAAGCAGUUUGAAGACGAGCUUCACCCAGACUUGAAAUUCACAGGGGCUGGAAUUCUCGCGAUGGCCAACGCUGGGCCUGACACCAACGGCAGCCAGUUUUUUGUGACCCUCGCCCCCACCCAGUGGCUCGACGGCAAACAUACCAUUUUUGGCCGAGUGUGUCAGGGUAUAGGAAUGGUGAAUCGAGUGGGCAUGGUGGAAACCAACUCUCAGGACCGUCCCGUGGACGACGUGAAGAUCAUCAAGGCGUACCCUUCCGGGUAGAUAUGCCGCCCUCGUGGGCAUCCCAGGUCUGCCAGGACAGCCUCCGCGAGCCGGCUUCCGGAUGGCCUGCAGUUCCAUGUGCCUGUCAGCUCCACUUGGACCUUGCAGAUCAUGGCCGGUCAAAGGGGAAGGAAGCUGGGGUCUUGGGUGAGUUAGAGAUGGAGCGUAUGUUAAUAGGAUGCUGCUUUUCUCUCCUCCCAUGCCUAGCUGGACAGGCUACAUGCAGAAAUGCCCAUAGUGUUUAUUCACGGGUCACUGCCCCCACGAAGGACCCCUACUGCCCUCCUUGUGUGUGUGUGCUCCGACACACUUGGAAGAAAUGAAGCAGACACUGUCGUUUCACAGUGUCCGGCCACACUCCUUCCGGGGGCAUUGGUAUUCCGGCCUACACUGCAGCCUCUGGUGGCCGACGGUCACAGAAUUUGAAACCCACUGGUGUCCCUUAGCUCGGUUGUACAGGCUUUGUCUCCUGCACUGGCUCUUCCAGGGACGUAUGCCUCUCUCCCCCUCAGAACCAGCACAUCAGCACUGCUGUUUCUGACACUUAGACAUCCCACGCAAAGUCACAUUGAAUUUUUGCCAAAUAAAAACGCAUCCAACAAUCAAGUUUCCAAGAAGGUGUCAAGUGGGGAAUGAUAA